AUGGCGCCAAACACUGAUACUCUACCCGAGUAUGAUUCUGAAAAGGGGGUGGUACCGACAAGAAUAGGUGAACGAGGGGACGGCACGGACUCGUCGUUGGCAUCGCUGCCGGAGGUUGUUGAUGCGGGUGAGAAGGUUGAGGAAGAUUGGCGGCGGCGGCGGGAGGGUGAGGGUGAGGGUGAGGAUGAAGAGGAAGGGGGCAAUUUGCAACGACAGACCCGGGAUCGGGAUCGGGAUCAGGGUGAUGCCGGGAUCGUGUCACGAGUUGUUAGUCGUGUGAUCAGCAGGGCAAGCACCAAGUCUUAUGCCGACCCCGGACCGCCGCCAGACGGGGGGUUCAAGGCUUGGGCCGUUGUCGGCUGCGCGCACCUGGUCAUCACGAACACAUGGGGCCUGGUCGGCUCCUUUGGCCUGUUCCAAACCUACUACGUCAGCUCCCUGGGCCGGUCGCCGUCAGACAUAUCAUGGAUCGGCUCGCUGCAGAUCUUCCUCCUGUUCUUUGUCGGCACCAUCGCAGGACGUCUCACCGAUGCGGGCUACUUUGCGUAUGUCUUCGGGCUGGGCGUGGCCCUGAACAUUGUCGGCAUCUUCUGCACGUCGGUGGCAACCUCGUACUGGCAGGUGCUGCUCGCGCAGGGGAUUUGUCUGGGCAUUGGCAGCGGGUGCAUCUUUACGCCUGCUAUGGCGACGCUGUCGACGUAUUUUGACAAGAGGAGGGCGCUGGCUAUUGGUAUGGCCUCGUGCGGGACUGCGACGGGUGGGUUGGUGUUUCCGAGUAUGGUCCGGCAGUUGUUGCCGACACAGGGGUUUGCUGCUUCGAUGAGGGCCAUUGGGUACGUGCAGCUGGCGACGUUUGCGGUUUCGGCCCUGUUUCUGAGACAGAGGGUCAAGCCGAGGAAGAGUGGCCCGUUGGUGGAAUGGGCGGCGUUUAGGGAGUGGGCGUAUACGUUUUAUGCGCUGGGGAGCUUCUCGUUCUUUCUCGGGUUGUACUUCGCCUUUUACUAUGUCUCCUCGUUCAGCCGGGACAUCAUCGGCAUGAGUUAUACCGACAGCCUCAACCUGCUCCUGGUGAUGAACGGGGUGGGCAUUCCCGGGCGGCUGAUCGCAAAUCACAUCGCUGACCGGGUCGGGCCUCUCAACAUGCUUGUUCCCGUGGCCGCGGUUGCAGGGACAUGCAUGUUUUCCUGGGCGGCUGUCACGUCGAUACCGGGCCUGUACGUGUGGAGCUGCUUUUAUGGUAUGGCCGCGGGCGGGUUGACGAGCUUGUUCCCCGCCGGACUGACCAGCCUGACAACGGACCUGAGAAAGUCGGGAGUUAGAUUGGGUAUGGGAUUCACCAUUGCCAGCUUCGCCACGCUGGCUGGGCCGCCCAUCGCGGGUGCCAUCAUAACCGCGUCGGGCGGCAGCUACCACGGGGCUCAGGCCUUUGCCGGCGCAACGCUGCUGCUGGGGAUGGCGUUCAUGAUUGCGGCGAGGACGGUGGCUGCGAGGCAGUUCCAGGCCAGGGGAACAUCAGCAAGGCCAGGGGGGACAUGGUAUGUCAAGGUCUAG
Messenger RNA from Canariomyces notabilis, 1551 nucleotides. Its product is annotated as MFS general substrate transporter. Gene Ontology annotation, molecular function: transmembrane transporter activity. Gene Ontology annotation, cellular component: membrane. The transcript has 3 exons. The record is from RefSeq and is a predicted model, not a curated record. NCBI's taxonomy places the organism in Eukaryota, Fungi, Ascomycota, Sordariomycetes, Sordariales, Chaetomiaceae. Gene Ontology annotation, biological process: transmembrane transport. The coding region runs from base 1 to 1551 and encodes 516 amino acids.